ACAGAAUGGCUCCAGUGAACCAGCCAAAGGACAAGAAGCAUGAGAGAGCACAUGAGCAGUGGCCGGAAGAGGCCAAAUCAGCUGGGAAGAGGAAAGCGGACUACAAGGAACUAGGGAGUGAGCCACAAGCAAAGAGGUUGUUUGUGAGAAAAACAUCCAAACCCCCUGAGAAAAUCGGUUGGAACGGAGGUGGGUCCGUGGUGAGAAGCAACAGAGUCCUGUUCCAUCAGCUGGAGCGGCAGUGCAGCAUUGUUCAUUACGUCUACCAGAACAUGCUGGGAGGCUCCAUUCGGGCACAGCUCAGGCAGUGUCUGCAGCUGCCCUUUCUGCGUUCUCUUGCCUCGUACCGCCUCUUUCGAACAGCAAGUCCCUUUGACAGGAGAGUGACAUGCCUGGAAUGGCAUCCAACACACCCCAGCACUGUCGCUGUUGGUUCCAAAGGUGGAGACAUCAUCCUUUGGGACUAUGAAGUACUUACUAAAACCUGCUUCAUAAAAGGGAAAGGGCCAGGAGAUUCUCUCGGAGACAUGAAGUUCAGUCCUUAUGAGGCAGUGAAGCUUUAUGUGGCAUCAGGGGAUGGCACCCUGAGUCUGCAGGACCUUGAGGGCAGAGCGGUGCAGACGAUCUCCCGUGCCCCAGACUGUGGCCAUGAGCACCAUAAUGUUUGUUGCUGGUACUGCAGCGUUGAUGUUUCUGCCAGCUGCCGUGCGGUGGUGACAGGGGAUAAUCUGGGAAACGUGGUGCUGCUCAGCACUUCUGGUGAAGAGAUUUGGAAGCUGAAAUUGCACAGGAAGAAAGUGACUCAUGUAGAGUUUAACUCCCGAUGUGAGUGGUUGUUGGCCACAGCAUCUGUGGAUCAGACAGUCAAAAUCUGGGACCUCAGAAAUAUCAAAAACAAAACGAAUUUUCUUCAUGUGCUUCCUCAUGACAAACCUGUCAAUGCAGCUUACUUCAGCCCAACAGAUGGUGCCAAGCUCCUGAGCACAGACCAGCGCAGUGAAAUCAGGGUUUACUCAUCUUCAGACUGGACCAAACCACAGCACCUGAUCCCACAUCCUCAUCGGCAGUUUCAGCACCUCACACCUAUUAAGGCAACGUGGCAUCCUCGCUAUGACCUCAUUGUAGCAGGUCGCUACCCAGACCCCAAGUUCCCAGGCUACACGGUGAACGAGCUACGAACUGUUGAUGUAUUCGAUGGAAACACUGGGGAGAUGGUUUGUCAACUUUAUGAUCCAAAUGCUUCUGGCAUCAUCUCGCUCAAUAAAUUUAACCCUAUGGGAGACACGCUGGCUUCUGGCAUGGGCUUUAAUAUUCUGAUCUGGAGCCGGGAGGAGAUGGUUGCCAAGAAGCAAGAACAUCUUUUGAAAGCCAUGACAGAACAAGGGAUUGGAAGCUGGAGUUUGUCCAGACGUGGAGGUCAAAGGCAGGCAAACCCUGGGACAAGCAAACUCAAAGCUAACUUACUGUCUUGGGAGCUGGAGGAGAUGAGAACAAAAAGCAACAAUUCUAAAUCACAGGGAAGGAAGCAAAAAGGGAAGGAUCUGGAGAAGUGAUUUAGUGUUUUGAUCCUCUCUGGAUCCCAGGGUACAAAUUCACUGUUGGCAAUGGGCAGUAUAAGCCGUGCAGGGCAUUAGACUUCUACUUUGUCCUUUCUCCCUGGGUCUGAUCUUGCUUUCCUGACUCCCUUUGCUUC
This is a messenger RNA of Antrostomus carolinensis (chuck-will's-widow), 1693 nucleotides long. It is a transcript of the gene DDB2, whose product is annotated as damage specific DNA binding protein 2. Bases 6 to 1553 code for a protein of 515 amino acids. Gene Ontology annotation, cellular component: Cul4-RING E3 ubiquitin ligase complex; nucleus. The record is from RefSeq and is a predicted model, not a curated record. Gene Ontology annotation, biological process: response to UV; DNA repair. NCBI's taxonomy places the organism in Eukaryota, Metazoa, Chordata, Aves, Caprimulgiformes, Caprimulgidae. The transcript has 10 exons. Gene Ontology annotation, molecular function: protein binding; damaged DNA binding.